CGUUGACCAUUAUCAACUCCACAGUGUCCCACAAAACAAGAACAGAGCAUAUCAAAAUAUAUUCCAUCAUCAAACCAAAUGCUACUCAAAGAAAGAGAAGCCCAAUUUGAAUGGUUCAGCGGAGUAAUAACGACUUGGGUCUGAACCGGUGGUGGAUUAGACCGUUUACACAAUAGCCAUGGGUUUCCCGUUGAUUUCUCGGUCUCCGACCGCUCCGUCGACGUCGUUUUGUUCUUCCUCCAGAGUCGGCGUGUUUGACUUAUUGCCGGCCGGCUUGAAGACGGCUGCGGCGGUGAAGAAGCGGCGCGUGGGCGAGUCGGUGUUGAGAGUGAGGGCUUCCGCGGAGAGGAGAGGUGAAGGGGUUGAUGGAAGAGGAGAGGGAGAGGGUCGUGGGGUGGGGUACACGGGCUCUGCCAUGGAGGUGACCACAUUCAAUCGCGGCUUCGAAGAAGCCGAGUUGGCUCUUUGGGAGCAAAUCGGAGCUGUUGUGCGACUCAGCUAUGGAAUCGGUGUAUAUGUUGCAAUGGGAUUAGCGGGAAGAUUCAUAUGUUCGAUGACAGGAACCGAUUCCAUGGGAGGUUUUGAUCUGUCAUUAGAUAGUAUUGUAGAAGGACUGGGAUAUGCCGCUCCUCCAAUUAUGGCUCUGCUGUUUAUACUCGAUGAUGAAGUUGUGAAGGUAUCGCCUCCUGCUCGUGCUAUUAGAGAUGUAGAAGAUGAGGAGCUAAGGAGCUUUUUUUCCGGUAUGGCGCCUUGGCAGUUUAUACUCAUUGUUGCUGCAAGCUCUGUUGGUGAGGAGCUUUUCUACCGGGCUGCUGUUCAGGGGGCAUUGGCUAAUAUAUUUCUGAGUAACAGUGAUUUGGUUGCGGAUGCUCGUGGAAUGGCAUCUCUGGCUGGGGUGCUGCCUCCAUUUGUACCAUUUGCCCAGGCAUUUGCAGCUGUGAUCACAGCUGCUCUUACUGGUUCACUCUAUUAUGUGGCCGCAUCUCCCAAAGAUCCUAAUUACGUUGUUGCACCCGUUUUACAAUCACACUCUGGUCGUCAAGAUCUGAAAAAGCUCUUUGCGGCCUGGUAUGAAAGGAGACAAAUGAAGAAGAUCUACUCUCCCCUCUUGGAAGGAAUUCUAGCGCUUUACCUUGGAUUUGAAUGGAUCCAGACAAAUAAUAUUCUUGCGCCCAUGAUAACGCAUGGCAUAUACUCUGCUACUAUACUGGGACACGGUCUUUGGAAGAUUCACGACCACAGACGAAGACUACGCCAUCGGAUCCAGCAACUCAAACAAGAAGGGAACUCUGGUAAACUUUAGAGUCGCAUAGUAACGAGUUUGUAGUUGGAUACGGGGAAAUUUGUAUAGAAAUUGUAGCAGAGUUCGAUUAGUAUACCAAAAAUGUAUAACAGAAUUAUAUGUAUACCAAUAAUAUAAGAGUUGAAUAGUAUCAAUCUGUUGAGGAAAUUUUCCAAAGUCGUCA
Messenger RNA from Rhododendron vialii, 1466 nucleotides. RefSeq lists its product as uncharacterized. The transcript is spliced from 9 exons. The record is from RefSeq and is a predicted model, not a curated record. Gene Ontology annotation, cellular component: membrane. Lineage: Eukaryota; Viridiplantae; Streptophyta; Magnoliopsida; Ericales; Ericaceae. Gene Ontology annotation, biological process: CAAX-box protein processing. Gene Ontology annotation, molecular function: metalloendopeptidase activity. The coding region runs from base 179 to 1303 and encodes 374 amino acids.